This is a messenger RNA of Oryzias latipes (Japanese medaka), 3121 nucleotides long. RefSeq names its product angel homolog 1 (Drosophila) (gene angel1). NCBI's taxonomy places the organism in Eukaryota, Metazoa, Chordata, Actinopteri, Beloniformes, Adrianichthyidae. The record is from RefSeq and is a predicted model, not a curated record. Gene Ontology annotation, molecular function: 3'-5'-RNA exonuclease activity.
CUGACUCCCUAAAGGAUUAGAAGACCUGUAGUUUUAUUUCACAGAUGGAAAAAACGGUUUGGCACUGUUAUUGUCAUAAGUAAACACAAAUAAAAGUUAAAUACAAAAUAGUAUUCUGGUUCUCAUGGAUGUGUUUAUAAAUUCAAGAAUACUAUGCUUAAAAAGAAGAAGAUACGGUGAAAUAAUUUAGAUAAAAGUUAAAAGAACACUUCAGAAUUUGUCAGGAAAAAGUGAUUGACUGACAGCAAACACUUGUCCGUCCGCGUGACGUUUUGCGACAGCAGCGACCGUAGAAUGCGCAUGCGUUGAAUGUAGUGAAAAGUAACAUGAUUGGAAACUUGCUCUUCCACGUUCUCUAUCCGUUUUCGCGCUACAUCAACUCUAGACUCGCAGAAACAUCAGGGAAUGCCGUCACUCCUGCUGUGGUUAAGGCCACAACAGACUGGGAUGGUGCUUCUCUUACCGUCAGCCUCUUGCCGUCUCAGACAACCUUGGUGCACCAUAGUGGAGAAACGAAAAAAAGGGUAGAAAAGGAAAAGAAGCACGCCCCGAAAACUGACAUGGAAUCGCAUGAAGGACCAAGGCAGGAUGCAGACUCAGAAAUCACUGAGGUGUCUGUUUUGCAGAGGGAUGCAGGAAAUCCCAAUGAAGACAGCGAUAAGAAGCAAGACUCAGAGGAUGGAUGCUCCUCCACAGUUGACUGUGCUGGUUUAGAAGCAGAACAGUUGAAGAGUCUGCAAACACAAAGCCAUGUGCAAGAAGAGAAGCUUACAGCUGUGGAACAAAUUCAGAUACAAACCUCUCAAAGUCCAGCUGGGAGCAGCGAGCACAGUUGUUCAGCUGAGGGUCAACUCCACACGCCAAGCAAGAAGAAUCUCCAGACUUUGGCGGAAACCGUGUCUGAAAUAUCCGAGUGUUGGGAUGAAUAUACUCUUCUGUCUGGAGAGGAAACGUAUAAUACUGCAAGCGCUCCUCAGUUAACCCUGUCGUCCCUGCCAUCCGGCACUCAAGCUCAUCUUCAGUGUGUUGAAGAACACGAAGAGCAGACCUGUUGGCACUUCCCUCAUGGACCAGGUCUAACACAGGAGAUCCAGUGCAAACCAUGGGAAUUUCCUGCUCUGAGCUAUUACCUGCCAAUGGAGCCGGCGGAACAGCUUGAAGUAAUAUGGAGGGUCUGGAAGGAGUUGAGCGACUGCAAUGCUGCAGUGGAGCGGAUACCCUUCCAAUUCAGUGAUGGAUCAAUGGACUUCACUGUCAUGUCCUACAACAUCCUAGCUCAGGAUUUACUAGAACUUAACCAGUAUUUAUAUAAACACUGCCCUCUGGAGGUGUUGGAUUGGAACUACCGCUACAACUUACUAGUAGAGGAAAUAAAAAAAUGGACACCAGAUAUAUUGUGUCUCCAAGAGGUUCAGGAGAACCACUAUCGUGAACAGCUGCAUCCUGCUCUUGUUGAAAUGGGUUACUCCUGUAUCUACAAGUGUCGCACAGGGACCAAAACAGAUGGCUGUGCUGUUUGUUAUCGCAGCAAACGCUUCGCUGAGGUUAGCUUCACUAAACUGGAGUUCUUCAGGUCGGAGACGGGGCUGUUGAACCGGCACAACGUGGGCAUCGUUUUACUGCUUCGGCCGCUGGUGGCUCAGGGUGCGGCGCUCAAAGAGAGCGGACCGCCGCUGUGUUUGGCCAACACCCACCUACUCUUCAACCCACGCAGGGGGGACGUCAAACUGGCCCAGUUAGCAAUAAUGCUGGCAGAAAUCGAUGCUGUGGUGAAGUCCUGCAAGGUCAAAGGUGAACACUGCAAUGUUGUGCUGUGCGGAGACUUUAACUCCCUUCCAAACACUCCUCUGUACCAACUCAUUGUCACUGGUGAGCUCUAUUAUCAGGGACUGCCAGCAUGGAUGGUAUCAGGCCAGGAGGACCUGUCAUACAAGCCCAGUUGUCACAGACUGUCUGCCCCACUGCUGCCUGGCUCCCUGGGUAUCACUGACAGCUGCCAGUACACCUCCGUCAACAGUCUGAAAGCAGGAAAAUGUCGCUACAGCCACGACUUCAUGCUGCAGCUGCGCUUCUGUCCCGCUGCGUGUUCCCGUCCUCCAGACUUGGUUCUGAUUCCAGGAGUGACUGACCUUGCCCCAGAUGCGUCAAAGCCAAAUCACUAUCCCCAAAGGUUUCGGGACAUUCUGCAGCAUCGACUCAACCUGGAAUCUGUCUACAAGCAUGUUUGUCCAGACGUGGACAGACCUGAGGUCACGACCUUGCACUCUGAAGUAGGAGCCACUGUUGACUAUAUCUUCUACACCCCAAAACGCACAUGUCCUUCUCAUCAAAAACGUGAAAAGUUUCCCGGUGAAGGCCUGAAGCUUACCGGAUAUCUCUCUCUCCUGCCGGAGGACAUGUUGUGGUCCAUGAACGGUCUUCCCAACCAGAUCUUCCCCUCUGACCACCUCAGUCUAUUGGCCCGCUUCCAGCUGGAUCUUAACAUUUCUUAAAGAAAAGGGCGACAAACACGCCAGCCUGAAAUGCUGGCAGACUGCCUCAAGUUUUAGUUUAUUUGAUAGGGAUUUAAAAGAAGACAUUUCUCUGCUUUGUGUUUGAUUAGGCAACAAGACUGAAAAAUAAAGAACUUUUUGAUUUAAACAUUGAUACAAGGCACAGGCAGCGGUUUAUAAACCAGUACUUACAUGUGUGGUAGACGCCAGCAAAGUGGAGGUGGAUUUGUACGACACGCUAUGGUUUUGCACACUCGGCACAUAAAUACAGACUAGCUGCAUACAGGCCCGAAUGCACAGAUUUGUGUAAGAAUAUGUUUCCACUCAAUGGUGCUUUAUCCCACACUAAUAAAAAAACAAUUCUGUACAUUUCCUAUACUAAAAUCAGUGUCAGCACCAGUUACUGUACACAUUUAAAGGCUACAUGAAAAAACUUGUACAAACAAAGAUGUUUUAGGAAGAAAAGUUGCUGGUGACCCAUCCAACACACGGGUCAAAGUGUGGGGCUAGUUUGAGAAGCAAUUUACAGUUCAGACUCGAAUCUGGUAUCCGUUGAUGUCUGUUGAUGACUUUUGUUCCAGAACCUUCUUCUCUCCAGAGGGACUGCAAUAAAAACAGAAAAAAAACAA